GAUUGUCUUUUCUUUUAAUCUCCCCUAUUUAUUUUCAAUGAAAGAACAUAUCUCCAACUAUUAUUAUUAAUUAAUCUACAGUUUGAAUCUUCUUGUAUCUUCUCUUCUAUUAAAUCUGAGCUUGAAACCCCUUCACGUGGGAGAGAGAAAGGGAGAGAGAGAGAGAGAGAGAGCUGUUGUCUUUCCAUGAAAAUACCAAACCCACUUAGCUCUAAUAAUUCAAAAAAGAACAGAUCUCACUUUCUUUCCUAAUUUCUAAAACCCUAACUCAAGUUCCAAAUUUUGUCGGAUCAAAGGAAAGAUUUAUGGAUCUCGAAGAUUGGGAAUUACUCUCUAAUAACAGCUUCAAGGAUCUUGAUCAUGACGAGGAUCAUCAUGGAGCGGUGGUGAUGGAUUACUUCCUCUGCCCAUCAUCAACUCAAGAUCCUCCUCCAAGAUCCAUAGUGGUCCCCAAAAAGCUUAUCCAAGUUCCCAUAGCUUGGGAACCCGUGUUGGAUCAAGACAACACCAAGACACCCAACAACCCUGGUCUUGAUCCGGAUGAUUCAAAACAGACCCUUUCGACGGACUCUGUUCCGUCACCUAGAGUUUCCUUCAAGAUAACGAAGGAGACUGAAUUUGCCGACAUGAAAAUUGAUCCACCAUCGAGGAUCACGAGUCCUCUGCCUCAGAUCGAUGAUGAUGAUGAUGAUUUGUCGAAACCCACUGCUUUAGAAGGAGGAGAUGACGUACGAUACAAGACAGAAGUUACUCUUGAGGAAGAAGAUAAUGAUAUUGAUGGUAGUAAUAAUGGUGAGAGAUUGAAUCUAUGGAAGGCUGGUCUCAACGGGAUUGGAGCUAUUUGUUCUUUUGGUGUCGCAGCUGCUGCUGCUACCGUAUGUGUCUUCUUCCUCGGACACAACAACAAUAUCAAGAUUUCUAAGAACAAGAACCAGAUGCUAAGGUUCCAGUUUUACUCCGAUGAUAAUAAGAGGAUGAAAGAAGUAGUGAACCAUGCAACAAAGCUCAACGAAGCAAUAUUUGGAAUGAAAGGUGUUCCAGUCGUAAGAGCUCAAAUAUCUUUUGGGGGUUACUACGAUGGACUUUGAUAUUAUACGAGUAACGAGUCUGUCCAUCCAUGCCCACAAGCUUCAUUACAUGUUCAAUAGUAGUAGUUCAUGGUACUUGAAUGGUCCUAGUGUAAAUAAAUAAUUUUUGUACAUUAUAUUAUUUUGUAUAUAUGCAUGUAUUGUAAAUAAAUCAUUUUGAGA
Molecule: messenger RNA, 1250 nt
Organism: Capsella rubella
Lineage: Eukaryota; Viridiplantae; Streptophyta; Magnoliopsida; Brassicales; Brassicaceae
Exons: 2
Coding region: 306-1088 (260 amino acids)
Source: RefSeq, a predicted model, not a curated record